UUUUGGCUUCCCUCAUUACCCCUCGCCACACCUAACUUCCUUCCAGUUUCACCGCCCAACCCCCACGCCACCACAAUCCCUCUCGUAUUAGACGUUGCUAGCACAAUGAGCAAAAUCAAACAUUUCUCCGAUUUCUCUUAGAACACUUAACAAACACGUACGGUUCAAAAUCAAAACCAUUUACUGUAAGAAUUCCACAACACUUUACCAAACACAGACACUUCCAAAAUGAAUACAGCCACCGCCACUGCAACCACCACGUCACUCUUCUUCAUUUCCAAAACCCGGAGCAAUUCAGUUCCUCCGUUUUCAUCUUCAUCUUCCUGUUUCUUCGCUGGCGGGUCCCGUUUCAAGAAGUUUCCACCAGAUUCUUUGUCUUCUGCUUCUCAAUUCAAUAAGAAAAUAUCCGCAAGGAGGUUUGGGAGCGUGGUCGUGGCCGCAGCUGAUUAUUACUCCACUCUCGGCGUUCCAAAGUCUGCCGAUAGUAAGGAAAUUAAGUCUGCUUAUAGAAGGUUGGCUCGACAGUACCAUCCUGAUGUCAACAAGGAACCUGGCGCAACUGAAAAAUUUAAAGAGAUUAGUGCUGCUUACGAGGUACUAUCAGAUGACAAAAAAAGGGCUUUAUAUGAUCGAUAUGGUGAAGAUGGAAUGAAAAGUGCCGUGGGUGGACAAGCUGGUAGCUACACGACAAAUCCUUUUGAUCUAUUUGAGGCAUUUUUUGGCCCUAGUAUGGGUGGAUUCCCUGGAAUGGAUGGAAGUGGAUUUGGAAUGCCUCGCCGUAGUACAGUUACCAAAGGUGAAGAUUUGCGCUAUGACAUGACACUGGAAUUUUCGGCUGCUAUAUUUGGAACAGAAAAAGAAUUUGAGCUAUCCCAUCUCGAAACGUGCGAAGUUUGUGAUGGUACUGGAGCAAAAGUAGGCUCCAAAAUGAGGAUAUGCUCAACGUGUGGUGGUAGAGGUCAAGUUAUGAGAACUGAGCAAACACCUUUCGGCAUGUUUUCACAGGUUUCUGUAUGUCCAAAUUGUGGCGGGAAUGGUGAAAUGAUAUCUGAAUUCUGCCGCAAAUGCUCCGGUGCGGGCAGGAUACGGGUUAAAAAGGAUAUCAAAGUCAAAAUUCCUCCUGGAGUGAGCAAGGGCAGUAUUCUCAGAGUUGCUGGAGAGGGCGACGCAGGACCAAAGGGGGGGCCACCUGGAGAUCUUUAUGUCUAUCUUGAUAUUGAAGAGAUUCCAGAAAUUCAAAGAGAAGGCAUAAAUCUCUCUUCAACAGUUUCAAUCAGUUAUCUGGAUGCCAUAUUGGGGACUAUUGUCAAGGUUAAGACGGUUGAAGGGACUACUGAACUGCAGAUUCCUCCAGGUACUCAACCUGGAGACGUGCUUGUCUUGGCAAGAAAAGGUGCACCAAAAUUGAACAGACCGUCAAUACGUGGUGACCAUUUGUUCACUAUUAAAGUUAGCAUACCAAAGCGUGUCAGCACCAAGGAACGCGAACUGCUUGAAGAACUUGCUUCUCUUGUAAAUACCCCAGUCAACCGUACAAAAACUCGUCCAAAGGUUCAACAACCUGCUCAAACUACAGAAAGUGAAACAGGAUCUAUUACACAGAAACCUGAUGAAUCGGAAGUCCAAAAUGAUUUGUGGAAGCAACUGAAAGAUUUUGCCGGGUCUGUAGCAAAUGGAGCUCUAAAAUGGUUCAAAGACAAUCUUUAAUUCAAUUGGCUGAUAAAAUGCAUUCUCACUAUUUCUCCACGCCAUACACAGCCAUUGAUUUUGAUGACUUACAAUGGCCAUUACUGGAAUCUGUUAAGAGAAUUUAAAUUGAAAUCGGUGGGAAUUCUUUGAUUUUUUUACAUUGUUCUCUUUUGUAAAUUGUAGCAUUUCUUAUUUGGAGUUACCUGCUCAAGUGUAUUUUCUCAAUGGUAUUAGCUAGAAAAUGCUGUAGUGUACUGAAUUAGACAGUAUAUCAAAUAAGAUUUUACGUUUAUUUUUUUUCUUAA
Olea europaea var. sylvestris is the source of this 1994-nucleotide messenger RNA. Its product is annotated as chaperone protein DnaJ. Gene Ontology annotation, cellular component: cytoplasm. The record is from RefSeq and is a predicted model, not a curated record. Lineage: Eukaryota; Viridiplantae; Streptophyta; Magnoliopsida; Lamiales; Oleaceae. Gene Ontology annotation, molecular function: heat shock protein binding; ATP binding. The coding region runs from base 229 to 1707 and encodes 492 amino acids. The transcript has 11 exons. Gene Ontology annotation, biological process: response to heat; protein refolding.